Molecule: messenger RNA, 976 nt
Organism: Dermatophagoides pteronyssinus (European house dust mite)
Lineage: Eukaryota; Metazoa; Arthropoda; Arachnida; Sarcoptiformes; Pyroglyphidae
Gene: MED4
Product: mediator complex subunit 4
Biological process (GO): regulation of transcription by RNA polymerase II
Cellular component (GO): core mediator complex; mediator complex
Molecular function (GO): transcription coregulator activity
Source: RefSeq, a predicted model, not a curated record
GAUGCUCAGGUGUUUUGUUUUUUUGAAAUUUGAAAAUUUUUUUAAUUGAAAAUUUUGAUUUUUUUAUCAAAUCAUCGUCAUUACGAAAAGAUAAAAUGUCCAUCUGCCCUCGUGAACGUCUGUUGACAAUUGUCAACGAUAUUGAAUUGAUUUCCAAAGAAAUGUUCGAGCAUUUUCUUCUACCAAAAUCAGCUCGAUCAAAUCUAAUUGAUCGUGUACAAUUAUCUGAAUUAUUAGUACGAAAAGAUCAAGAAUUACGUCAGGCAAUGAAAGCAGCUGAAGAACAAGAAUUAAUACAAUCAAAAAUUGAUCAAUUACGACGUGAAGUACAGGAUCAUGAUGAUGAACUGCAAAAACUACAACAAAGUUUUAAAGAAGCUGAAUCCAUUCUAUCGACAGCCAUUUAUCAAGCGAAACAAAAAUUAUCAUUAAUAAAAAAAGCUGAUUCACAUCCAAUAUCGAUUGAUGAAUUAAUAAAAUAUGCACAUAAAAUUAGUGCUGAUCAUUCAGUUGCAUCACCAUAUAAUUGGGAAAUUGGUGAUCCACGUCGGCCAUAUCCAACUGAUUUAGAAAUGAAAUCUGGCCUUUUAGUUAAUUCAAAUGAUGCUAAUCUAUCAAGUCUGUUACAACAACAACAGCAGCAACAACAACAAUAUCAUCAUCAUCAUCAAAAUCAAUUACAACAAGAAUCAUCGAUACCUUUACGUCCAUCAUCGGCAUCAAGUUCACCAUAUUCAUGGGCUAAUCAACAACAACAGCAACAACAAUUCACACCGGAUACAAAACCAAAUAUUAAUUCCGGUGGAUAUGGUGAUUAUAAUGAUGUUAAACAACAACAACAACGAGAUAAUGAUGAAGUUGAAGUAAUGUCCACUGAUUCAUCAUCAACAUCAUCAAGUGAUAGUCAAUAGAUAUUAUCAUCUUCAAUAUUGGAUCGAUAAGAUGUCAAAGAUUCAUUCAUUUACAUAAUUUUAAA